Molecule: messenger RNA, 1046 nt
Organism: Clupea harengus (Atlantic herring)
Lineage: Eukaryota; Metazoa; Chordata; Actinopteri; Clupeiformes; Clupeidae
Gene: gjb7
Product: gap junction protein beta 7
Biological process (GO): cell-cell signaling
Cellular component (GO): connexin complex
Molecular function (GO): gap junction channel activity
Source: RefSeq, a predicted model, not a curated record
UACAGUUGAGACCAUCCUCAGUUUUUGCCAAGGCUUUUAUAGAAGACCUGGAGGGUGGAAAGCUGACCGCAAUCAAGCUCGCUCAGACAGAAUCUGAACCUGCACAAUUCCCAUCUGAUACACUGAUAAGACCUAAGUCAGGAUGAACUGGGGCUUUCUGGAGAAUGUGCUCAGCGGGGUCAACAAAUACUCCACUGUGAUUGGACGAGUGUGGCUGUCCAUCCUUUUUGUCUUCCGUAUCCUGGUGUAUGUGGCGGCAGCCGAGCAAGUCUGGAAGGAUGAGACCAAGGACUUUAUCUGCAACACCCGGCAGCCUGGCUGUGAGACCGUGUGCUACGACCAUUUCUUCCCCAUCUCCCAAGUACGCCUGUGGGCCCUCCAGCUCAUCAUGGUGUCGACGCCGUCCUUGCUGGUGGCUCUGCAUGUGGGCUACCGUGAGCACCGAGAGGCCAAAUAUGGAAAGAAGCUUUACGAUAACAAGGGCAGGCUUGAUGGAGGUCUACUUGCCACCUACAUUAUGAGCCUCGUCUUCAAAACUACGUUUGAGGUUGGGUCUCUGAUCGCCUUCUACCUCCUGUACAAUGGCUUCACCGUCCCUAGGCUGCUCCAGUGCAGCCAAGAUCCUUGUCCCAACACGGUGGACUGCUACAUCGCAAGGCCCACAGAGAAGAUGAUUUUCCUCUACAUCAUGGGCUGCACAUCCAUCUUAUGCAUCUGUCUUAAUGUCAUAGAGAUGAUGUACAUUAUCUCCAAACAGUGUUGGAAGUGUUUCAGCAAACGCUAUGUGCCUAUAGAAGAGAGGAGACGUUGUCACUGUGGCAAAGCUCACGCACUGCUAGCAGACUCAGUAGGAGCACUGGUAUUGCCUCAGGCCAAAGAGGUGAGCUCACAGUUGGAGUUAAAACAGGAAAGUCCUUCCUGAUGAGUGGGCUUGGGGGACUAUGGUUGUUCUUCCACGAAAGGGGAAAACCAACCUCAAAUUUCUAUUUGAGUUUCAUCGGAACCAUUCUUUUCUGACCAAUGAACUUUAAAAAAAAAAAAAAAAA